Messenger RNA from Drosophila obscura, 2674 nucleotides. RefSeq names its product heat shock protein 83 (gene Hsp83). Gene Ontology annotation, cellular component: perinuclear region of cytoplasm; plasma membrane; protein-containing complex. Lineage: Eukaryota; Metazoa; Arthropoda; Insecta; Diptera; Drosophilidae. Bases 131 to 2284 code for a protein of 717 amino acids. Gene Ontology annotation, molecular function: ATP hydrolysis activity; disordered domain specific binding; ATP-dependent protein folding chaperone. Gene Ontology annotation, biological process: cellular response to heat; protein stabilization; protein folding. The transcript is spliced from 2 exons. The record is from RefSeq and is a predicted model, not a curated record.
UUGAAAAAUUUUCGUUCGUUGAACAAAAGGUGCGUUUGGAGCGCAGUGAAAAGUGAAUUUAUUCUGCACAAAUCGAAGUGAAAAUACUUAUAUUUUUAUCUGUUUGCUGUGAAAUUAAAACACACUCAAGAUGCCCGAAGAAGCCGAGACUUUCGCAUUCCAGGCUGAGAUUGCUCAGCUUAUGUCGUUGAUCAUCAACACAUUCUACUCGAACAAGGAGAUCUUCUUGCGUGAGUUGAUUUCGAACGCAUCUGAUGCCCUCGACAAGAUCCGCUAUGAGUCGUUGACGGAUCCCAGCAAGCUCGACUCGGGCAAGGAGCUGUACAUCAAGCUGAUUCCCAACAAGACGGCUGGUACUCUGACCAUCAUUGAUACCGGUAUCGGCAUGACCAAGUCCGACUUGGUUAACAACUUGGGAACCAUCGCCAAGUCGGGCACCAAGGCUUUCAUGGAGGCGUUGCAGGCUGGCGCUGACAUUUCCAUGAUUGGCCAGUUCGGCGUGGGCUUCUACUCGGCCUACCUGAUUGCCGACCGUGUGACUGUCACCUCGAAGAACAACGAUGAUGAGCAGUACGUCUGGGAGUCGUCCGCCGGCGGUUCGUUCACCGUGAGGGCCGACAACUCGGAGCCCCUGGGUCGCGGCACAAAGAUCGUGCUCUUCAUCAAGGAGGAUCAGACCGAUUACCUUGAGGAGAGCAAGAUCAAGGAGAUCGUUAACAAGCACUCCCAGUUCAUUGGGUAUCCCAUUAAACUGCUGGUGGAGAAGGAGCGCGAGAAGGAGGUCAGCGACGACGAGGCUGAUGAUGAGAAGAAGGAUGAGGAGGCCAAGAAGGACAUGGACACCGAUGAGCCAAAGAUCGAAGAUGUCGGCGAGGAUGAGGAUGCCGACAAGAAGGACAAGGAUGGCAAGAAGAAGAAGACCAUCAAGGAGAAGUACACCGAAGACGAGGAGCUGAACAAGACCAAGCCAAUCUGGACCCGCAACCCCGAUGAUAUCUCCCAGGAGGAGUACGGCGAGUUCUACAAGUCCCUGACCAACGACUGGGAGGAUCAUCUGUGUGUGAAGCACUUCUCGGUCGAGGGUCAGCUGGAGUUCCGCGCCCUCCUGUUCAUCCCCCGUCGCACUCCCUUCGAUCUCUUCGAGAACCAGAAGAAGCGCAACAACAUCAAGCUGUACGUGCGCCGCGUGUUCAUCAUGGACAACUGCGAGGAUCUCAUUCCCGAGUACUUGAACUUCAUCAAGGGAGUGGUCGACUCUGAGGAUCUGCCUUUGAACAUCUCCCGUGAGAUGUUGCAGCAGAACAAGGUUCUGAAGGUGAUUCGCAAGAAUCUGGUGAAGAAGACCAUGGAGCUGAUCGAGGAGCUCACCGAGGACAAGGAGAACUACAAGAAGUUCUACGACCAGUUCAGCAAGAACUUGAAACUGGGUGUCCACGAGGACAGCAACAACCGCGCCAAGCUCGCCGAUUUCCUGCGCUUCCACACCUCCGCCUCUGGCGAUGAUUUCUGCUCCCUGUCGGACUACGUGUCCCGCAUGAAGAAUAACCAGAAGCACGUCUAUUUCAUCACUGGCGAGUCCAAGGACCAGGUCAGCAACUCUGCCUUCGUUGAGCGUGUCAAGGCCCGCGGCUUCGAGGUUGUCUACAUGACCGAGCCCAUUGAUGAGUAUGUCAUCCAGCACUUGAAGGAGUACAAGGGUAAGCAGCUGGUGUCCGUCACCAAGGAGGGUCUGGAGCUGCCCGAGGAUGAUGCCGAGAAGAAGAAGCGUGAGGAAGAUAAGGCCAAGUUCGAGGGUCUCUGCAAGCUGAUGAAGUCCAUCUUGGACAGCAAAGUGGAGAAGGUGGUCGUCUCGAACCGUCUUGUGGACUCGCCCUGCUGCAUCGUCACCUCGCAGUUCGGCUGGUCCGCCAACAUGGAGCGUAUCAUGAAGGCCCAGGCUCUGCGCGACACCGCCACCAUGGGUUACAUGGCCGGCAAGAAACAGUUGGAAAUCAAUCCCGACCAUCCCAUUGUCGAGGCCCUGCGCCAGAAGGCCGAUGCCGACAAGAACGACAAGGCUGUAAAGGAUCUGGUCAUCCUUCUGUUCGAGACCUCGCUGCUGUCUUCCGGAUUCUCUCUGGACAGCCCUCAGGUUCAUGCCAGCCGCAUUUACCGCAUGAUCAAGCUGGGUCUUGGCAUCGACGAGGAUGAGCCCAUGACCACCGAGGACGCCCACAGUGGUGGUGAUGCCCCCAAUCUGGUCGAGGACACCGAGGACGCUUCCCACAUGGAGGAGGUUGAUUAAACAAUCCAAUCGCUUUCUCAAACCAAACACACAUUCACACACAACACAAAAACAAUUUUCUAAGUUUCGACUGUUUGUAGCUUACGUUGACACAGGAGUUAACUUUUAUUUUUCAUUAACAUUUUUGUCGCGUUAUAUACGACAAUUAUACGCUUAUUCAUCCCACACUCACUCGCAUACAGAAUAGAAUCCUCCAGGUUCCCGGAAACUAACUUCAGAAGCAGUUGUCGUUUUAAGAAUUUCUAAUUUAGAGUCCACAUAAUUUAUGUAAAAAUAAACUAAAGACUACACGCUCUAGUUUCUAGAAUUGAAAUUUAUAUCUUAAGGUUUGAUGACCAGAUCGAUCGAUGAUAAAACCAAAUAAACAAACAAAUUGUGUUUUAAAAUGCA